Ceraceosorus guamensis is the source of this 1036-nucleotide messenger RNA. RefSeq names its product vacuolar protein sorting 55. The record is from RefSeq and is a predicted model, not a curated record. Gene Ontology annotation, cellular component: endosome; Vps55/Vps68 complex. The coding region runs from base 270 to 659 and encodes 129 amino acids. The transcript has 3 exons. Gene Ontology annotation, biological process: late endosome to vacuole transport via multivesicular body sorting pathway. NCBI's taxonomy places the organism in Eukaryota, Fungi, Basidiomycota, Exobasidiomycetes, Ceraceosorales, Ceraceosoraceae.
CACGCACGCGAUAUACAGAUUGAACAAGCCGCGUGCGAUGUGCUACCAUUCCUGUGAGCCCGCAUGUGUUGCCAGGAAGGGGGUGUAUGCCUACACCUCCUCACUACCCCAUCACUCCCUCGUAGCCUUGAACUCGCAUUCUUUUCGAAGGAGAGCGACAUCAGCAGAGCUUUACUCAGAAACAUCAAGAUCGUAGUGCUUGACAUCUACCUCUAGGAAGUACCUGCUUACUGGAAGGUCACGGGCUGUUGUCACGCGGGAGUGGCAAGAUGGCGGGUAUCAAGACGAUCAUUUUCCUCUCCAUUUCCCUCGCCCUCGGUUUUCUGCUCGUCAUUCUCUCCUGCGCGCUCUUUUCCAAUUGGCUCCCACUGCUCGUCGCAUUGCUCUACGUGCUAGCUCCUCUUCCAAACACCAUCUGCGCGCGCUGCGCAGGAGCAGACGAUUUCAGCGCGGAUUACAAUAGCGCCUAUGUGGAUUUCGGAAAUUGGUUGACCAGCACCACGGUCGUCUCUGGCAUCGCAUUGCCGCUCGUCUUGGCACAUGCCGGCGUUAUAAGGGUUGCGGCUUGUAUCAUGAGCAGUCUGGGAGGCGCGCUGGUGUAUGGUACAAUGCUCACCUACGCCGGGUUCUUUAGCGAGAGCGGCGACGACGCUUUCUAAGUUGCUGCGACGCAGUGAGCGGGAAUGCAAGGCAAAUUCUUUGAAAUCCAUUUCCGAUCAGUCCAUCAAGUCACCUUUCUGAUAGCAUUUAACUUCGGGACUCGUCGCUGCUCGCAACAUGCCUCCCGAACGCAAUACGAUACCUACUGAGCAGUUUACUGCGCAUUCUCCUCAGGCGUAGAGCUUUUCGGUACCUCAUUCAGGACUGCUGCUGUUGAGCUUCUCCAUGCGCGCACAGGUCCGGCAUUGGCCACAGGCCAGCAUGUCUGCAGCGAUCAGUCGUUUGCCACUCAGGGGUUCUGGCUGCGAUUUCAUCACCGCUAGGGUCCGAGAGACGAUUGUCAUGUAAACGCAUGGUCUAAUUUCUAAUUUGCGCA